AUAUGCGUUCUUAUGAUGGUAGACAAGGAAUGUAAGGACAUCGCGAUGAUUCUCCUGUCUCUUGGCGUAUUAGCAGGCUUUGGCUUCCUGUACCUGCUAUUUCAGUAUCUCAGGCAUAUCUGGAAACUUAGGGACUACCCACCUGGACCCUUUCCACUCCCGAUCAUAGGAAACCUGUACCAGCUCAAAGACUCCAAUUUCAUGACCUUGAAAUCCUUGGCAAAGAAAUAUGGUGAUGUUUUAAGCGUGAGCUUGGGACACAAGAGAGUUGUGGUCGUUAACGCCGUCGAGCCUGCACGUGAAGCCCUGACCAAGAAGAGCGUCGAAUUUGCUGGUCGUCCGCAAGACAUUUUUACCGCUGGGCAAAUCACGCGCGGCUUCAAGGAUAUUGCCUUUGCCGAUUAUGGACCAGUAUGGCAAUCAAUAAGGAAGUUGGCACAUACAUCUUUAAAACUGUAUGGAACAGGCAUGGAAAAGAUGGAAGACUUCAUUCAGGCAGAAGCCGAUGAUCUGUGUGAUAGAAUUGCCAAAGCAAACGGAGCACCAAUAGACCCACAUCAAAAUUUGGCCCUGGCAGUGAUCAACAUCAUCUGCUCGUUGGUCUUUGGCAAGCGAUAUAACAAAGACGAUCCAGAAUUCCUCAACGUUGUUAAAUACAACACCCUCAUCGCCCAAGGCUUCAACCAUACCAAACCAGUUGGUUUCCUGCCAUGGCUACGCUUCUUCCCCAAUGAAGGCUAUAAUAAGAUUGAUAUGGGCAUUGCAAUCCGUGACGUCAUUCUUCGCAAGCAGCUCGAUCUGCACAGGCAGAGCUUCCAGCCGACAAACAUCCGCGACCUAACCGAUGCUUUGAUACUAGAAGCCUCAAAGGAGGAGUCCAAAGAUGUCAAUGAUCGCAAGUUUCCCACAGAUGACCACUUGGAAAUGAUUAUUCAUGACGCAU
Molecule: messenger RNA, 943 nt
Organism: Rhopilema esculentum
Lineage: Eukaryota; Metazoa; Cnidaria; Scyphozoa; Rhizostomeae; Rhizostomatidae
Source: RefSeq, a predicted model, not a curated record